This is a messenger RNA of Cuscuta epithymum, 1370 nucleotides long. Lineage: Eukaryota; Viridiplantae; Streptophyta; Magnoliopsida; Solanales; Convolvulaceae. The record is from the annotation of a GenBank genome assembly.
CACCAUUCUACUAGCUCUUAUUCAUUUUAUGUCAUGCUUUUGGUAAAUAUAGUUAGAGAUUGUGAUAAGCUCUUAUUCAGAAAGCUUCCUUGUGUCUUUUAGGAACAAGUUCUCAUCAUUCUGUUAAGGAGGCGAGAGCUAGCCCUAGUCCAGCGACGAACGGACGAAGGACGAAGACGACCGAGCCACUUCUAACUCCGGCGAACCUCCAUCUCCGGCGACCCCACUCCGGCAAACCUACAUCUUCAUCUUCAACACUCUUUACUCCUUAUUCUAGAAUAUGGAUUUCUCAAGCUUCCCACUCGUGUGUCAUUGGGGAGGGAACUAUUAUGAGAAUGGUGGGCAAAUAUGCCAUGAAGGUGGCAGAACGAGCUUUGUCAUGGUUUCUCGUGGCGCUUGCAUGCUCGAGAUCCUUCAAAAAAUACAUGCAGUCACAAUGAUUCAUCCCGACCGUUCAUUGCGGUUGAAAAUGAAAUUUCCCAUGAACGGGGGAAAGUACAUGCUUAUGCCGCUCAUUGAUGAGCUAGCUAUAACAAAUAUGUGGGGCAUAAUUCAGAUGGAGGAUAUGUCAACGCUGGAGAUAUACAUUGAGGAAUCCUGUGACACUUAUGGUACUCAAUCAACAUCACAUGCUGUUGUAUCCAGGCAUGAUGUCAUUGCAGGGGUGAAUGCACGGAAGUCGUCAAAGGUUCCUGUACUAGACAUGGUUAUACAGGAGGAUGGCAGGUAUUUGCACAACGGUGCAUCAUUUGUGGAUGGGCAGGGAAGUGAUGAUGAUGCAGACGAGAACAUCAAUGGUGACGACAUGACAGAAUCUGAUGAAGAUGAUGGUGAUACUGUGACAUCAACUGCCCCGUCUAGCCACUUCACAAGAAUGUAUGAUCUCCCUGAAGGUUUUACUGAUGCGUGGAUGAGUGGAUUAGGUGAGAAAAGGUUUACCCCCGAUGGUGAGUUUGAGGUGGACAUGUAUGGACAGACUCUGACAGGCAUUGCCUCGUUAUGCUCAGAUGUGUUGGGUCGAGUAGACUACGGACAUCUUAUACACAUGCCCGCAUCUCAGGAGAUGGCAUCCACGUCUAGUGCAGCCGCGGCUUCAUCAUCCCAGACGCAACAUGAGAGAGUGGUUCUUCAACCACGACAACGCCGUAGGCGUAGACAUGAGCAGCAACAUCUCCAUGACGAAGCUGAUGAUGGGAACUUGUAGUUUGUCUUUUGUAUUGUUGUUUUUCUUAUGCAGUAGAUGUUGUAGGAACAAUUUACAAGUUUUGAUGUAUUUUCUCUUGUUAAGUAUUCUAUGUUGUAUUGAUGUGUUCGAGUAUGAAUAUUAGAUGAUUAUUUGUUAUGGCAUAUAUGAUGAUUGAACUGUGUUA